AUGGACAUGCAGCGGCUGAUCCACGGGAUCUGCUAUUUUGACUCAAUCGCUGCCUAUUUUACCAAUUCCAUGCUGAUUUACAUGAUCAUCAACCAUUCGCCGGAAAGGCUUGGCGCAUACAAAUAUCUGAUGCUCUCGUUCAGCAGCUGCAUGCUCAUUUUCCCAACUUGCCACGGUCUACUAAUGCCGCACCUCUUCAUUAACGGAAAAUCAUAUGUGUUCUUCUCGGAAGGCUUUUUGAGUAGCUGGCCAUGGGCUGCGCAUGCCGGCAUCGUCUGCUGGGGGUUUCUCUUUGGGUGCGUAAUUACGGUCGUUGUGAUGCAAUUUUUAUAUAGAUACUUGGCCGUGAUAAGGGCGGCCGCAGCAUCGGAUCCCUAUCCCGAACUUGCCCUACUUGAUGCCGAGAAUCGAAUUCUGGUCCAGACGCUAACCGACCAGAUGGUCAAUGGUGAGCCGGCCUUGAAGGAGCUUGCGGAAGAGGAUGAAGACUAUCUGCUUUACAAAGAGGAAAUUGCGCAAGAAGAAUCCCUGAAAUCUCACCCACCGGAAGAGUUUUUUUUCGAGGAUAACGAGAUC
This is a messenger RNA of Mesorhabditis spiculigera, 576 nucleotides long. NCBI's taxonomy places the organism in Eukaryota, Metazoa, Nematoda, Chromadorea, Rhabditida, Rhabditidae. The record is from the annotation of a GenBank genome assembly.